Bipolaris sorokiniana ND90Pr is the source of this 914-nucleotide messenger RNA. RefSeq lists its product as uncharacterized. The transcript is spliced from 2 exons. The coding region runs from base 115 to 723 and encodes 202 amino acids. The record is from RefSeq and is a predicted model, not a curated record. Lineage: Eukaryota; Fungi; Ascomycota; Dothideomycetes; Pleosporales; Pleosporaceae.
CUCAAAUGACAUGCAGCUUCCUGCGUCGAUAACUCAACAGAAUCAAAUAUAAAACAUCAGCCUUUCGCACUUUUGAAGAAUCUGCAAAGUCAGCAAGACAUUGUACCAGCAAAUAUGGCGUCUCCCGCGAACAUUGAUAUCAAGAACCUCGUUGGACAAUGGACUAUGAACAAGUCCGAGUCUGAUGCCUUCGAUCCAGUUCUCUCACUCCAGGGUAUCGGCUGGCUCACACGAAAGGCCAUUGGGGUAGCAACCCUGACUCAAUACUUGCACCAAAGCCCUGUCGAUGGUUCAGACGGUGUGCCUACCACGCACAUUAAGAUCGACCAGGUCCUCACCGGUGGCAUCAAGAGUUCGCCCGAAAACCGAACCCUGGACUGGACCUACCGCGAGCACACUGACUUUAUCUUCGGCGUCAUCAAAGGCCGUUCUCGCUACUCCACUCUCCAAAAAUUUCAGCAAGAGUCCACGGAGACAGGUGCGACGGAUGAAGAUAUUAGGUACAUGACUGAGGGGUGGUUGAAGGAAACCCAAGAAGGUGAGAUCAUAGAAAGUUUUAUGUCCAAUGCGGUCAACAAGUGGAUUUCAUGGAACGUUUGGGGCUUCGCUGAAUCUGGCGGAGAGAGGAAGUUAAUAAAGAAGUUUACUGUUAGGAAUAUUGACACGGGUGCGGUUGUGAGGGUGAAAAUGGUUUACGACUACCUUGGUCCAUUAGAGGAGUAAUCCGCACAGAGUAUAGUCUACGAAUUAGCUUGCCUUCAUUGACCUUAUCUGCUGAAUGUUAAAGUUGUCUUUUUCUUCGCCGUGUCUGUAUUUAAAUCUCCAAUCUGGCAGUCAUAUCCCUCAAGUCCACAGCUGUCGCACAGCAUGUAUUGCCCAUAGUCGUGCGACUCUGCACAACGUUAGGAUACAAC